AUGGCUCUGGCCGGCCAACACAAAGGAAAGAAAAAGAAGCCUACAAUAGCCCUUGAGGCAGUCGCGGACUAUGACUUGCGAAUUUGGCAUUACAAAUUCGGUUCUCCUGGUUCUUUGAACGACAUUUUUAUUUUAGAGCAGUCCUCACUCUUUGACAGCACGGUUCGAGGCGAAGCACUGCAAGUCACGAGUACUGUCAAUAUAUCGCGACCGGCUCGUGCUUCGGGUCACUACACUAUCGAGCAAUUGAUUGUCCACACUUCGAAGCUACGGAAUGCACGUGCCCAUGCACGGCACCGCGACGAUUUAAUCGAGCACCUUUGGCAGCUCUUCAAAGAAAUCUUUCAGUGCACGAGCAUUUACGCUACGGUAAUGCUUGUAAUGUCCGACUCGCUAAGAGCAGUACUUGCUGCAUCAGACGAUGCGACUGCCGUGUGUGCUUGGUCGACGGCGCGUUGA
This is a messenger RNA of Phytophthora nicotianae INRA-310, 459 nucleotides long. RefSeq lists its product as hypothetical. Lineage: Eukaryota; Oomycota; Peronosporomycetes; Peronosporales; Peronosporaceae. Bases 1 to 459 code for a protein of 152 amino acids. The record is from RefSeq and is a predicted model, not a curated record. The transcript is spliced from 3 exons.